UUCCCAUGAGUCUUUGCGUCUGCUCUUUGCUUGUGGUGCUAGCUGUUCAGUUAGCUAGCUAGCUAUUAUAGAUACAAGUUGUCAACACGUUUCUCAUUCGGUAUCUAAAUCUAAACCUACCGCGACAAUGAAAGAUGUUACCGGGUAUCUCAAAACGCAACAGAGCAUCAGUUCGACUCCGGAGAUGGCAUCGGAAUGGCACACACUAGAGGAGUUUUACAACAAAAAGUUGUGGCAUCAGUUGACCCUAAAGCUCACAGACUUUGUAAAAGACCCUUGCUUUGCCACAGGAGAUGGCCUCAUACAACUGUACGAUAACUUCCUCAGUGACUUUGACCACAGAAUCAACCCCCUGUCUCUGGUGGAGAUCAUCCUGUAUGUUGCCAGACAGAUGACCGAUCCUAAAGAUGCUAUCACUUUCCUUGAGAAGACGAAGGAGAAGGUGAAGAGCAACGAUGAGUCGGUCAUUCUGUGCAAGACAUCUAUUGGAGCCCUUAAACUGGAGAUAAAUGACCUUCCAGCCACAAAGAUAUUAAUUGAGGAGGUGGAGGAGACGCUGAAUAACUUGCCGGGUGUGACGUCAGUCCACGGGCGAUUCUACGACCUGUCCAGCAAAUACUACCGCAUUGUGGGGAACCACGCCUCUUACUACAAGGACGCUCUGCGCUACCUCGGCUGUGUCGACAUCAAAGACCUGCCAGAGACAGAGAAGCAGGAGAGGGCUUUCACACUGGGUCUGGCUGGACUCUUAGGAGAAGGAGUUUACAACUUCGGAGAGCUGCUGAUGCACCCAGUACUGGAGUCCCUAAGGAGCACAGACAAGCAGUGGCUGAUAGACACAUUGUACUCCUUCAACGGAGGCAACGUGGAGAAGUUCCAGGCCUACAAGUCUGCCUGGGGAGCGCAGCCUGACCUGGCAGCCAACGAAGCCAAACUGAUGCAGAAGAUUCAGCUGUUGUGUGUGAUGGAGAUGACGUUCACUCGUCCCGCCAACAACAGACAGCUGACCUUCCAUGAGAUUGGACAGAGUGCCAAGAUCCCCGUGAACGAGGUGGAGCUGCUAGUGAUGAAAGCUCUGUCUGUGGGUCUGAUCAAAGGAAACAUUGACGAGGUGGACCAGAAGGUUCAGAUGACCUGGGUGCAGCCCCGAGUACUGGACCUGCAGCAGAUCAAGGGCAUGAAGGACCGGUUGGACCUCUGGUGUGGGGAUGUGAAAAACAUGGCUGUGUUGGUGGAACAGCAGGCCCACGAUAUCCUCACCUAGACAGCCCCCCCCCCCCUUGGUUUAGCAUCACUUAGACAGGUCUCCUCCCCUUGGUUUAGCCUCACCUAGACAGGUAUCCUCCCUCUGGUCUCCUCUAUGGCCCUGUCCAGAACAACCCCCUAACCUCUAGACACUUGUAGAGAUCAGAAGAUUUAUUUGAUAGGUUUAUGCAGUAUGAUGAUAGUACCUUGCCCUCUGAUAGUCUAGGUAGAGUUUUGGCCAUAUUGCUUACACCAGUCAGAUCCUCUCAGACAAGGGUCUAAGGUGUAGGUGCCAGGAUGUUCUUCUGGACAGGGCCCUUCUCCCAGCCUGUUCACCCCUAGAACAGACACCAUCACAGGAAUCCUCUCAGACAAGGGUCUAAGGUGUAGGUGCCAGGAUGUUCUUCUGGACAGGGCCCUUCUCCCAGCCUGUUCACCCCUAGAACAGACACCAUCACAGGAAUCCUCUCAGACAAGGGUCUAAGGUGUAGGUGCCAGGAUGUUCUUCUGGACAGGGCCCUUCUCCCAGCCUGUUCACCCCUAGAACAGACACCAUCACAGGAAUCCUCUCAGACAAGGGUCUAAGGUGUAGGUGCCAGGAUGUUCUUCUGGACAGGGCCCUUCUCCCAGCCUGUUCACCCCUAGAACAGACACCUUCACAGGAAUCCUCUCAGACAAGGGUCUAAGGUGUAGGUGCCAGGAUGUUCUUCUGGACAGGGCCCUUCUCCCAGCCUGUUCACCCCUAGAACAGACACCUUCACAGGAAUCCUCUCAGACAAGGGUCUAAGGUGUAGGUGCCAGGAUGUUCUUCUGGACAGGGCCCUUCUCCCAGCCUGUUCACCCCUAGAACAGACACCUUCACAGGAAUCCUCUCAGACAAGGGUCUAAGGUGUAGGUGCCAGGAUGUUCUUCUGGACAGGGCCCUUCUCCCAGCCUGUUCACCCCUAGAACAGACACCUUCACAGGAAUCCUCUCAGACAAGGGUCUAAGGUGUAGGUGCCAGGAUGUUCUUCUGGACAGGGCCCUUCUCCCAGCCUGUUCACCCCUAGAACAGACACCUUCACAGGAAUCCUCUCAGACAAGGGUCUAAGGUGUAGGUGCCAGGAUGUUCUUCUGGACAGGGCCCUUCUCCCAGCCUGUUCACCCCUAGAACAGACACCAUCACAGGAAUCCUCUCUUCGUUCCUCUACCUACCCAUCUCCCAGAAGGACUGAUGCAUCCAACUUUUUCCGUUUAUUUUAUUUGUGUUUUUGUUGGGGUUCUGUGUACGUUCUUGUUACUUUAUAGCAGGAAAUAAAUCAAAUAAAACAUUGUUCAAUUUUGAAAUAAAAAUGACAAAUGCUUGUUGAUGAAACAUUACCUUUCAAGCAUGAA
Oncorhynchus kisutch (coho salmon) is the source of this 2619-nucleotide messenger RNA. Its product is annotated as 26S proteasome non-ATPase regulatory subunit 13. Bases 128 to 1264 code for a protein of 378 amino acids. Gene Ontology annotation, molecular function: structural molecule activity. Gene Ontology annotation, biological process: ubiquitin-dependent protein catabolic process. NCBI's taxonomy places the organism in Eukaryota, Metazoa, Chordata, Actinopteri, Salmoniformes, Salmonidae. Gene Ontology annotation, cellular component: cytosol; proteasome regulatory particle, lid subcomplex; nucleus. The record is from RefSeq and is a predicted model, not a curated record. The transcript has 11 exons.